ACCGGCGGUUUGCCUCGCCCGGCCCGUGUCGGCAGGAGCGGGGGCUCAUCCCCACGACCUCCUGCACCGGGAGCUCACCAGCAGCCGGGGCCGCGCCGCUGGGCGCCCCUCCGCGGGGAGGAGGGAGGCUCGACCGCGGGCGCCUCUGCCGGGGGCGGCCGGUGCUGCCGCACCCCGUGCGGCGCCUCCUCCGCCCGGCAGCGCGGCGGGCGGGCAGAGGGACGGGAGCUCGCUGCCGCUCCGGAGCUGUGGCAGCGCAGCCGGACCCCGGGGCCCGCCUUGAGCGCGGCGGUGCGGAGCGCCUCCGCCACCGCUGCCGGCCAUGGAGCUCUCCCUGCGGCUGCUCCUGGCUUCCUGCCUCUCCCUGGGGGCGGCCGGCGAGUUUGACAGAAGGUGGCCCAGACAAAUAGUCUCCUCUGCAGGACUGUGCCGGUUUGGGAGUAGAAUUGACUGCUGCUGGGGCUGGGCCCGGUUGUCCUGGGGACAAUGCCAACCGUUCCACGUCUUAAGGCAGAGAAUAGCCAGCCUAAGGUGCCAGCCCAAAGCUAUAUGCCAGCCAGGAUGCAAACAUGGUGAAUGUGUUGGGCCAAACAAGUGUAAGUGCCACCCAGGAUACACUGGAAAAACCUGCAACCAAGAUCUAAACGAGUGUGGACUAAAGCCGCGGCCAUGCAAACACCGGUGUAUGAAUACUUAUGGCAGCUACAAGUGCUACUGUCUGAACGGCUACAUGCUUAUGCCAGAUGGAACGUGCUCGAGUGCCCUUUCUUGCUUGAUGGCAAACUGUCAGUAUGGCUGUGAUGUGCUGAAAGGGGAAGUGCGCUGCCGCUGUCCUUCUCCAGGACUACAGCUAGGGCCUGACAGCAGGACUUGCAUAGAUAUUGAUGAAUGUGCUACUGGGAGAGUCAUCUGUCCACAAUUUAGGCACUGCGUGAAUACUUUUGGAAGCUACAUUUGCAGGUGUCAUAAAGGCUUUGAUCUAAUGUACAUCGGAGGCAAAUACCAAUGCCAUGAUAUAGAUGAAUGUUCCCUUGGCCACCAUCAGUGUGGUAGUUUUUCACGAUGUUACAAUAUCCCAGGAUCCUACAAAUGCAAGUGUAAAGAAGGGUACAGAGACAACGGAACAAACUGCAUACUUAUUCCUAAUGUUAUGAUUGAACCACCUGAUCCGUAUCAUAUAUUCAAGGGCAACAGCAUGCUCCCUAAGGGAGACAAUGGUAUAACCAAUAGGAUUCCUGAUGUUGGAGGCACAAGGCAACCCCUCAGACCUGUACCUGCUGUUGUUACAGAAAGACCAGUGGUCAAGCCAACGACUCGACCUACACCCAGGCCAACUCCUCAACCUACACCCAGGCCAACUCAACCUACACCCAGGCCAACGACUCAACCUACACCCAGGCCAACGACUCGAUCUACACCGAGGCCAACAACUCGUCCUACACCCAGGCCAACAACUCGUCCUACACCCAGGCCAACAACUCGUCCUACACCCAGGCCAACAACUCGACUGACAGCAAAGCCAACCACUAGGUAUGUGCCGGUGACAACAAGGCCAGUAAAAAGGCCUCCGCCUCCAACACCACCUCAACCUACAACAUUAAGAUCUACACUACCACCACAAACCACUCCCCUGAUAACAACUGAAGAGCCUUCACACGUUCCCAUUGAAACUACAUCUUCCCAAGGAAUUACAGAUGACAACAGGAUCCAGGUAGAGCCUCAGAAACCCCGAGGAGAUGUGUUCAUUCCACGCCAGCCUGGAGUGAGCAAUAAUCUGUUAGAAAUACUUGAAAUUGAAAGAGGGAUUACCGCAGAUGAAUUUGAAGCAAACGAUGACCCAGGUGUGCUGGUACACAGCUGUAAUUUUGAUAGUGGACUGUGUGGAUGGAUCAAGGAUAAAGAUGAUGACUUGCACUGGGAGCCAGUGAGAGAUGCGUCAGGCGGGCAGUACCUUACCAUCUCUGACCCCAAAGGCAAAGAAGGAAGAGUAGCGCGUCUUAUCCUGCCGUUGGGCCACAUGGCUCAGGCCGGCGACUUGUGCCUGUCGUUCAGGCAUAAGGUGGCUGGGCUGCAUUCUGGCACCCUCCAAGUCUUUGUAAGGAAAACCGGUGCUCAUGGACCAGCUGUCUGGGGAAGGAAUGGUGGCCAUGGCUGGAGACAGACACACAUAACUUUACAAGGACAAGGCAUCAAGAGUGUUAUCUUCAAAGGGGAGAAAGGGGAAGGAAGAACUGGGGAUAUCGGACUAGAUGAUGUGAUCUUGAGGAGAGGACGCUGCUCUGAAGAUCAUUAGCAAAGACAAUGGACUGGCACAGUUGUCUCCUCUAGCCCUUCUCAUGCUAUUCCUACCAGGCUUUGAAACAGAACUGCACGAAAAAGAAGAAAAAGUUGGAGAGUUGACAACUUCUCAGUGGUCUGCUAAGUGCAAUCUCACUGAAACUUCACUUAAAAACAUGGAGGAGCAUCUCCCAGGAUUCAGGAACUCCAAUCCCAUGCCGGUUGUUUCUAUUAAUCCUUACCCCUAAAUCAUAUUUUAUAUGUAAUAAAGUUAUCCCCUGUUACGCCUGGUGAGCACUUGUGAAAAAGGGAGAAUUAAUUACAAAUGGUGGCAAAAGAAAGCUCCUGCUCAGCAAGUUUUAGUGUUAACUGAUAGUUAUCUUCCCAUUAUGCUACUCUUUCACUGAUUAGAUUUGACACAGUGGGAUUGAUCUAGCUUCAGUCACCUCAGAUUAAUGGGAGCCUGGAGCUGAACUUUGGCUUACUGCCACCGACCUCUGAAGAAGGGUUUGCUUCAUAUUCAAUAGCAUUUAUUUUGGUGUUGCAUCGGUAUUAACAAAAAGCAGUUAUAGAGAGUAGGCACUGCCUCCUGUAAUAUUGCUACUGCUGUGUUUUGUGUAUAUGUGUAUGGUUAUAACAUAUUUAUGGUUUUAAUACUUACAGACUCUAGUUGCAAGGUGAUUGGCAGCUGUGCUUUCUUAUUGUACAAGACAGGAGUUCAGCAUGUUCUUUGAUCCCGCUGGUCGUGCCAAUAGAUGCUUUACCAAAGUCAGUUAAUGGUGCUUAUUGAAAAACGCUGGUGCAGUUUUUCACAUUGUAAUAUGCUGAAGGCAAAAAGACCAAACCCUUAGAUGUAAACCAGCAUCUGAUUAAUGCUGUACACGUUUGCAUUUAGCUCAGGUGCAAGUCCCAAAGGGCUCUCAAUCCCGCAAGGAACUCCUGGUUCAGUUGAAGACUGAGCAGCCUGGAGAAGAGAACGUGCUGCAUCUUGUAAGAUUGAGCCCAUUGACCCCACCACAAAUGUUCCCUUCCCACAGAUGGCACAAGCCAAAAGGGCAGCCACAGUAACACUGCAUGAACAAUUCAGACCAUGAAACGCCUUCAGUGAUCUUUGUUAAAUGUCCAUAUUCCAUCCAACCCUUCUGUAUAUAAUAAACACUUUAUUCUUUAGAACUAGAACAACUAUUAGACCUAGCUGGAACUAAAUAUUUAUCAGAACUUUGGACUAAUUUUUCAGUUAUGUAUCAUGCGUGUGGUGUGCAGUUUCCCAGGGAAUUCUGCAUUUGGUUUGGGAUUUUUUUAAAUGAGGAUCAUCACCACCAUUGCUGCUAAUAGUUGAAAUUUGACUAAGUAAUUGUAACAUGGAAGAAAAUGACAAAAGAUUGAUAAAAUGUUGUUUAGUGGUGCAGCCCUAAAGCUUCAUAAUGUAUAUAUAGAAGAAAUGGGUCUCAGAUCUCUUAAAUACUUAAAUACAAUAUAAAGUAAAUACCACUUUCAUAUCAUGUUCUGCAAUCAUCAUUAAAAAAUAUUCAUGUUAAGCCUUGCACAAAGUCCACAGAGACAAAACUGCAAGACUGUUAGAGGUUGUAUUCCCAGCCCCUAAGUACUGUUCUGGAAAGAUUUCUGCACUUUGUCCCCUAGGACAAAGCAGGGUAUGUAUAGCAGAAGUUUCUUUGACCAAACAGUCUGCAAAACUGUACCAGCAAACAUUUUGAAAAGGAAAAAAAAACCAAUGCAUUUGUAAACAUUUUAAACUAUUUUGCUUCAAAUAUGAUUGUGAUUUUUUUUCUUAUGUUACUUUGUAAUAUGUCAGAAAUAUUUGUGAAUAGUUGAAAUACCUUGUCCUUAUUUUAAAGUCAUCAGUAAAGGAGGCUGUUACUUGUUAC
This is a messenger RNA of Strigops habroptila (Kakapo), 4163 nucleotides long. It is a transcript of the gene NPNT, whose product is annotated as nephronectin. The record is from RefSeq and is a predicted model, not a curated record. Gene Ontology annotation, cellular component: membrane. NCBI's taxonomy places the organism in Eukaryota, Metazoa, Chordata, Aves, Psittaciformes, Psittacidae. Gene Ontology annotation, molecular function: calcium ion binding.